This is a messenger RNA of Sporothrix schenckii 1099-18, 2835 nucleotides long. RefSeq names its product nitrogen assimilation transcription factor nirA. The record is from RefSeq and is a predicted model, not a curated record. The coding region runs from base 1 to 2835 and encodes 944 amino acids. Gene Ontology annotation, molecular function: zinc ion binding; DNA-binding transcription factor activity, RNA polymerase II-specific; DNA binding. The transcript has a single exon. Gene Ontology annotation, biological process: regulation of DNA-templated transcription; DNA-templated transcription. Lineage: Eukaryota; Fungi; Ascomycota; Sordariomycetes; Ophiostomatales; Ophiostomataceae.
AUGACACGCCCACGUGAGGGCUCGUCGCUGGCAGUGGAGCCGCGGUCGACGGCCCGGGCAUGCCAGUUCUGCCGCAAACGGAAGAUCAAGUGCGACGCACUCAAGCCGACGUGCACAACCUGCCGCGUCAGCAACCGCACCUGCAGCUACCACCAUGAGCCCGUCAAACCGCGGCCGUCAACAGCUCUGCUGAAUGCGGCACGCGAGGAAAAGAACGUGCUCGAGAGGAUGCUGAUCCGCCUCAAACUCGCCCCUACGUCGAGUGAAAGAGACGCCUUGCUUGGACUGGUCGGUAUUGUUGAUGGCAAGGUGCACAUCCGAGCCGGUGCACCAUUAACAAUGGCAGGAACGACAAUAAGUCCGCAAGACACAUCGGCGGCAGCGGCGGCAGCCGCACUGGCCGCAAUGCCGACAUCAGAAACAGCGGGAUAUUCGUCGACGCCACCUUCCAAUAUGCCCAUGGCCGUCGACACGGACGGGCCACGACUCGGCCGCUAUCCCACGCCACCAGGCUCAGGAUCAGUAUCACGAUCACGAGAGACUGCCAGCGAAGACGGCAGAGCCGCUGUGUCUGGCUUGGUCGGCAAGAAAAACGGCCACGGCCACGGCCACGGCGAUGAGCACGAUGUCAGUCACAUGAUGCGCAACGACGACGGCGAUGGCGAUGAUGAUGAUGACGACGACGACGAUGAUAAUGAGGAGACCAACGACACGAUAAUCCAAGACGAGGACACAAUUUCAGUGCUACCUUUUGAAAAACGCACAUUCAUGGGCGUGCUGGUGCCGGCUACUGGACAUUCUCCGUCCAGGGCAACCGCCAAAGGCGCUCGCGCCCACCACACACAUUACCACCCAGCACCACACGGCGCCACGGCUUCCACUGACGCUCCGUCCCCCCUCAGCUACCAGCUCAUUGCCAACGCCGCUAUGAGCCGCCAGCAAGAGUACCGUCUGCGCCUGCUGCCCACCAUCCGCGGUGUGCCUGCCGAGCUGGCCCUGCAUCUGCUCGACCUUCACUGGAACCGCCAGCACCAUACCUACCUGCUGACCUACCGCCCGGCAUUUAUGCGCGAGCUCGUCGACGGCGGCGAGUACUGCACGGAUUUUCUGCUGUAUGCCGUCUUUGCCUGCGCCAGCAAGUUUUCUGAGCGCAUCGAGCUGCGCACCGACCCCGGCGACCCGGAGACUACGGGCCACGAUUUCUUUCAGCGCUGCGACGACAUCAUUGCGCGCGAUGCUGUGCUCGGUCAGUCGCGUAUACCCACCAUUGUCGGCCUGUUGAUGCUCGGCGCCACCUACAACGCCCGCGGCUGCACGUCAGAGGGUUGGUUGUACACGGGCUACGCACUGCGCAUGGUCUUUGAUCUGGGCCUGCACGUCGACGAGAAGGAGACCAGUUCAGGAUUCAGUCCCGAGGAACUCGAGAUUCGCCGCCGUGUCUUCUGGGGCGCCUUUAUCUGCGACAAACUGCAGAGCGUCUACUUGGGCCGGCCCGCAACCAUCCAGCUGCGUGAUGCCCACGUCUCGCGCGACUUCCUCGACACAUUCGAAGAGCUCGAGCCCUGGGUGCCCUACGUCGACCCCAUGUCACAGGCCGACGCCACGUCCCUGGCUGCUGCCGGCGGCCGCUGGAACAACGCCGUAACGCACUCGGUCUCUGUCUUCCAGCAGCUGUGCUUGCUGGCCAAGCUUAUGACCAACAUCAUCAACAAGAUCUACUUUGCCACGAACGCCGCGGCCACGGCAACGACGGUGGCCGCAACACCCACCGGGACGGCCACAGCCGCCGCACCUCGAUCGCGCAAGAAGAUGAGCCGGGCGUCGCGGCAGAUUGACAAUGCGCUCGUCCGCUGGUACCGCGAACUGCCGCCGCACCUUGUCUACGAGCCGUGGGCUGCAAAAGGGACCAGCGGCGUCGAUGGUGCAAAUGGUACAACGCCAACCACACCAGCGACACCCAACCUCACCAUCCUUCACACGACCUACCACUGCCUCGUCAUUCUUCUGCACUGUCCUUUUAUCUCGGCAGGGACGAUGGCUGGUGCGACAGGCGCACAACCCUCGCCUGCACACGCUGAAGAGGCCACACACGCAUGGAAACGCUGCACCGUCGCGGCCCGCAACAUCACCAACCUGGCCCUGGCCUAUCGCUCCACCUACCCGCUCCGAAAAUCCAACUACAUGCUGGUCUAUGCUGUCUAUGUGGCAUGCACAAUCCACGUCCACAAUGCAGCAGCCAUAUUCGGAGCAGCCAACCAACACAGCCAGAACCAGCCCCAGAACCAGCCCCAGAACCAGCCCCAGAAUCAGAACAGCAAUAACCACAGCACCGGCGCUGAUAGUAUGACCACCCCUGACCCGUCACUGCUUCUGCGUGCCAGCCUGGCUUGUCUCGAUGAGCUGGCCGUGCCGAACUCUGGCGCCGCCGAUACGGCACGCAUCAUCCGCAAACUCAUGGCUGCCAAGAGCAUCCCCGAGCACCUGGGGCCGUCGUUUAUGAGUGGUGGCGCAGGCUCUGCCACAAAUGGCAACGUGGUCGACGCCGCAGCUUCUUUCUUUAGCCAGGAUGUGGCACAAAAUGGAACCGUCAAUAACAACCUCACCGCCAAUACCACCCUCAACGGCGACACGCUGCAUGGUCCUGCACGGGAAACCACUUUUGACGACACCGACUUUCCCUGGCAGCUGUUUGAUGAAUCGCCCUCCUUCGACCCGCUGUCCCAGCUGCAGUCCUUUUCCGACUUUGGCCUGUCGGGCCACGACCUGCUCUUUGGCUUCAUGAACGGCAAUUUUUCGCCAUCCGCGUUUAUAGGGAAACAGGGCAAUUUGCAAUAA